AUGGAUGAAAGUGGGAAGCCAAUGGUGCUCUCCCCUAUGAAUGUGAAUACGUUGGCUUCGCAGGUGUCCCGAUUCUUCAUUAUCAACGUCGUUUUCAGUCUUAUUGUGCCAUCUUACGUAGUGAGCACAAUCUUGAGAGGGAAAAUAAAACUAUCAGAAUUGAAGCUGAUCUACAAGGCUGUGGGGGAAGCCCAUGCCAAUCCCAUUAAUUCACUUCCGGAAUAUCAAGACAAAGAAUUGAUUCGACAACUGUGGAAGAAGGAAUCAGCAAGGCCGUACAUAGACGGAGAUGCCUUGGAAUAUCAAAAGCGAGAAGGUUACUGUAAUUCGGCAACAAUACGGUGUACGCUCAAGUCAUUUCCUGGCUAUCCUACAGAAAAAAUUCCACCUCAGAAGUCAGAACCUGCCGACCCAGAAAAAUGGCAAGGAAUGUCUGCCUGGGAUACCGCCAACGAUAAUGACGGUGACGAAUCUCCGUCCGGAAACGGGAGUACAGCUAAACGAUCAGCCAACUUGGAGAUGUUUCCGGGUUCUUGUUCCUUUCCGGAGUUCCUCACUGCGAUCAAGCGCGGACUAGAAGAUCCCAACUGCAGGGUUGUCUUGAACUACCUCCGACCAGUUCUCUUUGGAUUUGCCGUACCCUGGUGGUUACCAGCUAACAUGUGUCUUGCGCUCGUUGGUGGUCACUUUUCUCCUGUUGUUGGAAUGGUCGAAACAGAAAAGUACAGGAAUGACAACCCGUUGAUUGGAGUAUUUGACGUCAACCACAAGUACGGAGGCGCGUAUCUAGUUCCAGCCAAAACUUUAUUUCGCUCUGUUCAACUGAUGGAUGUAUCUAGUCAAAAGCCGAGAGCGAUGAUACUCGUUCACGACCCAAGAAAGUGA
Molecule: messenger RNA, 885 nt
Organism: Cylindrotheca closterium
Lineage: Eukaryota; Bacillariophyta; Bacillariophyceae; Bacillariales; Bacillariaceae
Source: the annotation of a GenBank genome assembly